Messenger RNA from Cutaneotrichosporon oleaginosum, 1800 nucleotides. RefSeq names its product mitochondrial 37S ribosomal protein mS47. The record is from RefSeq and is a predicted model, not a curated record. Gene Ontology annotation, cellular component: mitochondrion. Lineage: Eukaryota; Fungi; Basidiomycota; Tremellomycetes; Trichosporonales; Trichosporonaceae. Gene Ontology annotation, molecular function: 3-hydroxyisobutyryl-CoA hydrolase activity. Gene Ontology annotation, biological process: L-valine catabolic process.
CUCUUUUCCUCACGCGGCGGCUUGAUCUCUGCAACCAGUCCGCAAGCGCCGGAAAGCGUUCACAAGGCGCCCGGCGAACUGAUCUGAUUACCGGCCCCCGGAAAUGUUCCGCUCCCUCGGCUCGCUUAACCGGACCGAGGUGACUGCCGCUGCAGCGUUUUGGAGCACCGCGAUUAUAUCGACCUGCUUGCACGCAGUUUCCGUCUCUUGAGCACCCACGAUCCCAACCAUGCUGCACACGACUCGCACACGCCUGUCACCCGCCUCCCGCGCAGUCUUUCGCCUCACCACCAUCCGGCGGCUCGUCACCAACGGCUACGUGGAGCCCGAGCGGCCGGCCGGCAACUCGACGGAGAUUGACUUCGAGGAGCGCGGGGGCACGCGCGUGUUCACGCUCAACCGGCCCAAGGCGCUGAACGCUCUGUCGUGGGACAUGUUCUACACCAUGAUGAAGAGAGCCGACGAAUGGCGCGACGAUCCGGCCGUCAAGCUCGUAAUCGGCCUUGGGGAGGGGCGCGCGUUCGCUGCCGGUGGUGACAUCAAGUCGGUGGUGGAGCACGCUCUGCGAGGCGAAAACAUCAAGUCGCUGACGAUGAUGGCGGACUCGUACCGCCUCAACUGGAAGAUGGCGCACCUCGGCAAGCCCUACGUAUCGUUUAUGGAUGGUGUCACGAUGGGCGGCGGCGCCGGUCUCUCCCUCACGGGCGACGUUCGCAUUGCGACACCGCGCACGAUUUUCGCCAUGCCAGAGCAACGAAUCGGCUUCAGCCCUGACUUCGGCGGGUCGUACUACAUGAACCAGCUGGAUGGGCAGAUUGGCACAUGGCUCGCGGUGACGGGGCGCGAUGUCUUCGGGCGCGAGGUGUACGAGCUGGGCAUCGCGACGCACUACGUCGCGGAAGAGGCCGUGCCGGAGAUCAAGGAGCGGCUGGCGGCAAUGGAAGAGCCCAGCGCGGCAGAGAUCUCGGCCGUCGUGGCCGAGUACCACUUGCCUGCGGCCGAGGGGCUGAGCUCGAAGAGCAACCCGAGCGGACGCACGCCAAUCGCGGGCGAUAUCCGGCAGCUACUAGACGAGGUCUUUUCGCUCACCACGCUCAAGGCGGUGUACACCCGUCUCGUGCAGGCCGAGACGGACACGGGGUUCAGCCCCGACGUGCAGGCGUGGGCGAAGGAGCAGCGGGAGAUGAUGGACACGCGUGGACCCACGGGCAUGGCCGUGGCAAUCGAGAACUACCACUCGGCGCGGCAGGCGAAGCGCCUCGCCACAACUUUUGAGCAGGACAUGCUUGUCGCAACGGGCUUCGUCGGCACGAACCGCUCCAACAACGACCUGAUGGUUGGCGCAGUCCACUCGCUCUUUGAGAAGAACAAGACUCCGAUCCCAUUCAGUCCAUCUAUCAAAGAACUCGACGCGCCCUCGCUCGAGCCCGCCAGCCUCCGCGCUAACUUCUUCGACCGUGCGUCGCCCCACCUUGUGGACGCGCCGCCCAUGGAUGUCGGGGACGGGCUGCUCCCGCCUCCGAAGAGCCUCAGGGGCCCAGACUCGAACUGGGGCCGUUUCCGCCGCUUCGGCCUGCCUACCGAGGAGAGCGUGCGGCUGGCGAUCGAUGACGCGCGCGGCAAGCUCAGCGCCGCGGAGCUGGUCGAGCGCGUGGUGGGGCACGAGACACACCCAGCAAGACGGGCCGAGUUCGAGGCUGCCGUGUGGCGCAUCAUCUCGGAAAGAACGUCAACCGGGUCUGUCAUGCAAUGGCACUAGAAAUAAAUAGAGCUAUACAGCCAGUUGUACGAAAUUAGAUA